AAUGGUUGCUAACCCUUCUUUGGUACAAAUAUAUAAAGAGCAUAGAGAGGCAGUUCAAUCCGUUAAUUUUCAUCCUUUUAUGAAACAACUAGUAUCUGGUGGAAUGGAUUGUUCUGUAUUUCUUUGGAAUUUAGGCUUGAAAACUGCUGUUCAUAAAUACAUUGGCCAUACGGAUACAAUUACAUCUGUUACAUUCUCACCUUCGGGUCGUCUAAUUGCAUCAUCGUCAAGGGAUAAGACAUUAAGAUUAUGGUUGCCUAAUGUAACUUUAGAUCCGAAAAUCUGCAGAGUUCAUAGUGCUACAAUUCGAAGUGUUGACUUUGCACUGGAGGAUCAAACGCUAUGCACAGCUUCCGACGAUUCGACAGUCAAGAUUUGGUCGGUUGAAAGAUAUAGCUCAUUAUUGACUUUAUCAGGUCAUGGAAACUGGGUACGACGUGCAAGAUUUUCACCUGAUGCACGUAUGAUUGUAUCCGGAAGUGAUGAUUUAACAGUUAAAUUAUGGGAUCGGGAUAAUGGAGACUGCAUUCAAACACUAACCAAUUUAUCAGACUACAUUAACGACGUUGCUUUCCAUCCAAGUGGAAUGUUAGUUGCGGCCGCAUCUGCCGAUUGUUCAGUUAGAAUAUGGGAUUGUAGGAUGAGAAAUAAAUUAUUACAAUACUUUAAAAGUCAUUCAGGGCCAGUUAAUAGUAUUUCUUUCCAUAUAUCUGGUAAAUAUUUAUUAUCGGCUUCUGACGAUUCAACUUUUAAAGUUCUAGACCUAAUGAAGGAGAAAGUCUUAUUUAACGUUCAAGGUCAUAAGGGACCUACAACGUCUGUUUCUUUUAAUCCUAAUGGCGGUUAUUUUGCUACGAGUGGAACAGAUGAGAAAAUUCUUAUUUGGAAAACUAACUUUGAUGGAAAUACGGACAGAGAUAGUAUUAUUCCUAGCAAUCUCACUCAAGAAAGAUUUUCUUUAACAAACGACCCUACAAGUAGUACUACUCGCUUCAAACAUGACGGUAGUACACUAAUUCCCGUAAGAAUUACAAAAGAAAAUAGUGAUAAUAUCAGACGAAAUGAGACUUUUACAGCUAAUCAUUUUUCAAAUGAAAUUCCACAGAAUGAAAGCAAAGCUAUUAACUCUUUAAAAAAAUUGGCUAAUCAAAUCGACAUAAUGAAUAAUACAAUUAAUCUCCUACAAGAAAGACUAAUUACAGCGCAAGGUAUAUUAAAGAAAUGUACAACAAAACCGUCUUAG
This is a messenger RNA of Dimorphilus gyrociliatus, 1243 nucleotides long. NCBI's taxonomy places the organism in Eukaryota, Metazoa, Annelida, Polychaeta, Dinophilidae. The record is from the annotation of a GenBank genome assembly.